Myotis davidii is the source of this 3217-nucleotide messenger RNA. RefSeq names its product lipid droplet associated hydrolase (gene LDAH). Gene Ontology annotation, biological process: lipid storage. Gene Ontology annotation, cellular component: lipid droplet. The record is from RefSeq and is a predicted model, not a curated record. Bases 109 to 729 code for a protein of 206 amino acids. The transcript is spliced from 4 exons. Gene Ontology annotation, molecular function: lipase activity. Lineage: Eukaryota; Metazoa; Chordata; Mammalia; Chiroptera; Vespertilionidae.
AGGCCUGAGCUGGCAUGGGGAGGAGGACUCGCUUGGAGGUUCAGGACAAGGCAGUCAUCUUGCGGAACCCAGUGCCCCUCACCAAACCCAUUCACGCUGUUGUGUGUCAUGCACUGCUGCUGCACCCGCUCCAGACUUAGAGCACGAAGGAAGCUCAGUCCUCCCAGAGUUCAAUCUGCUAAGGGGGAGAUGGUAAUCAACAUAAAGAUAAUUCGCUCCUUUCUGCUCUUUCCAACAAUUGAGCGAAUGUCCGAGUCACCCAACGGCAGGAUUGCCACUCCGUUUCUGUGCUGGCUUCGAUAUGCUCUCUAUGUUUCUAGCUACUUAUUACUUAAACCAUGUCCGGAGACAAUCAAGUCCUGGCUGAUCAGAAUGGCCCUUCAAAGAAUGAACAUGCAGAGUGAAUUUUCGGUCCUUAGUGUGUUGGAGCCAUUCUGCCUUGCUAAUGUUGCCUACCUUGGGGGCCAGGAAAUGAUGGAGGUGGUGAAGAGAGACAACGAAACCAUAAAGGAGCACUUACCUAAGCUUACAUUUUACUAUGGAACUAUAGAUGCUUGGUGUCCAACAAAGUACUAUGAAGACAUAAAGAAAGAUUUCCCUGAAGGAGAUAUUCGGCUCUGUGAGAAAAAAAUAGCUCAUGCUUUCAUCCUCCGUUCAUACCAGGAAAUGGCUGACAUGGUCGCGGACUGGCUGAAGGAUGACCUGUCCAAAGUGGACAUCGCAACAUAAGGAAGCAAAGACUAACAGCUGGUGCCUAGGGGCCAUGGUGUACUGACUUUCAGUAGUAACUAGUAGACUCCGUAGGUCAUUGCUUAAUUUCCGUGUUUGAUUAUGGAAGAGAGAAAAAAGUGAAACCCUCUUGGCUUAAAAACUACCCACUCUCAACGUUCCACGCUACUGGCUACAGUAAACACAGGUGACGAAAUACUCCAUAGGUUCAACCACAUGUUUUCCGAGGCUCAGGAACACAGUGGCCUAAACAGGUCUCUGAUGUUUGCCCAGGGCCGCCAUGCAGCUUGUCUUGGUGGGCAGGACCCUUGCAGACCAGAGGAAGGCUAAAUGCAGGGAUUCUAAUUGACGUACAUUGUAGAGGAGGCUCUGCUAGGGGAGGUUAGGAAAUGCCUACUAGGAAACGUAAGAGGUCAGGGAACGUCCAGUGUGCAGUGCAUCCUGCUAGGGGACCUGAGUUUCCCUCAGGACAGAAGCUGAAGAGCAGCCCAAACUAACCUUGCCGGGGUCUUGCCGAGACCAUCACUAUCAGGCCAGGUACCAGGACAGCCUGCAGACCUUUGUCACAAAUUGCUACAUUAGCCUUUUGUCUGGCCACCAGGGCACAGCCCCACACAGAGCCAGCAUCAGGGCAGGCACUGCCUGUGUCCGUCCGUCUCUGGGAAGCUUCCCUGAGGAGUGUGAUUCCUGGUCCAUGUGCAUCCGCCAGAAUAAAGUUUGCCAGGCAUCCCCCUGCUCAACUCACCGGCUAAGGGGAAGGAUCCUGGCUCUGCCUCCAGCCACACGACAGCCAGCCAGCUCCGUGCCGAGCCUGGGCCUGCCGGGCGGGGCACUCCUUUGCCGGCUCCUCUCCUCUAGAGCAAGGUUGGGGAGGCCCGACUGCCUCUCGUCAGCCCGGACCUCCCAUCAGUUGUCCCUUCUGUGAAUUCCUUCAGUGGAACUCCACUGAGGACCAAGCAGUGAGCCGGGUACUGGGCUAGGCACUGAGGAGAGUCUUAGCUGUAUCAUGAUCCUUCUGACAACCUAGUAAGUGCUUUCCAAAAGGGCAUCCUUAAAUUGCUCAAUAGAGCAUAACCAUAAAUGAUUGUUCCGUUCCCACAUUAGCAUAUUAGUUGGGAAGAAGUUGUUUUACUAAUGAACCAAAAUUAGCCAUUCAAUUAUGUAAAUUUGCCUUCUCCAGACACCUUGAGGUCCAGGAGAGAAGCAGCUUGUUCUCUGGCCCAGGGUGGCUAACAGCAUUGCUGCCUUCCCCCAAAUCAACUCAUCCUGGGCCAGGAGCCAACACCUCGCACUGAGUCUUGCGUCAGAAGCAUUCGGUUUUCUCCGGGGGGAAUCCCUCAGGCUUUGGACAAUGUGGCGUUGGACUUCCCCUCAAAACCUGAAGCCCCCUGAUGGCAGAGUCAGCCCUGAUGUGCUGCCAGCCCCGUGGUGAGUGUUGGACAAGCUGCUAGCAGCCAGGGCCUCUGCGUCAGAGCAAAUGACUUUUUGGACAAGAAGGAUCCAAGUUCCAGGCAAGGAGUGCUCUUGGCUCCAAAGAGGAGCCGGGCACACACAGGCCACUGGCUCAGGCUGCACACUGCCUCCUCAGGGCAUCUGCGUGGGGAGGCCUUCUAGACCAAGCAUGUCAAACUCAUGGCCCGUGGGCCACAUGCCUCGUUUAUUUGGCCCAUGUUAGCCUUUGACUUUGACAUGCUUGUUCUAGAUUCUGGUGUUAGCAGCUGGGACUUGUGGCUCCAACGUGCCUGGCAGACAGGAGACGCUCAGUGGUAUGAACUUGAGCCCUUAAGCAAGUCCUGGGAGAAUCGUACCCACGGAAACGUAGACUAGCAUCCCAACUUCUCUCAGUCACUAUUCCACAUGCCUCUGUGUUCCAAAAGCCCACGUGGAUGAAAUUGUAUCUCAUUUUGUUCUUCAGAACUUAAAAACUGGUUAAAAGUGAAAUGAUAAAGUAAAGUAUUACUGGCUCUUAUUUCCUGUUUAUCGUCUAAGCACCAAAUAACUUUUUGAAAUAAAUGCUUUACCAGCGCUCAUGAGCUUGCUUGGCCCGGUGGCCAUGUGCUGGGGGAGGAGGGGUACCAGCUGCACAGUUCUCUGAGGUAGACUCGGGUCAAAGUCUCCCUGUGAAGCCAAAAAACCUCUCUUCUCAGUAUUUGUCUUAGAGAAGGAAGGAUCAGAUUUCAGGAGAAUGAAGUUCAUUUUAUUUCAUUAGGAAUUAAACAAAAGACUACAUGUUUCCAUGCAUAGGUAGGAGGGGAUAAGGUAGGUGAACUCUGAGGCCUGGCCUUCGGUGUGAUUUUUAGGCAACUUCAUCUGGUUUCUCCCUAAGAUAGGAUUAAUAGCAAUGCCUGCCUCCGAUUGUUGGAAGAAUUAAAGAAGAUGGCAGCAUUAAAGCAUUUAGCACAAUGCCUGACCAAGAGUAUCUAGAUAAAGACUGGCAAUAAUAAUAAUAAUAAUGAUAAUGAUAAUAAAUACUAAUUGUCAUGAUAGU